Pestalotiopsis fici W106-1 is the source of this 270-nucleotide messenger RNA. RefSeq lists its product as uncharacterized. The record is from RefSeq and is a predicted model, not a curated record. Lineage: Eukaryota; Fungi; Ascomycota; Sordariomycetes; Amphisphaeriales; Sporocadaceae. The transcript is spliced from 2 exons. The coding region runs from base 1 to 270 and encodes 89 amino acids.
AUGUCUCCAUCUAGCAAGAAGUCCAAGAAGGCCUACAGUAGUUCAACUCAUUCGAGCUCCCACGUUCCUGUAUCAUCUGCCGUAACUGAGCAGUGGGUUCACACCCAAGCCGUCGAAGGACCCUGGGACAACAUUGCCUUUGCAGCGGGCACAUGGCCGAGCAACGUACAGAGCAGCAGCACAUAUGCCGAGUCUGUGCAAGCUAGCCAGGGCUCAGUGAAGCAUAGCCACAAGCAUGAACAUCAUAAGAAGAGUGGUGGCAAGAAGUAG